CAGGCAGGUCAACUGCGAUAGAGAGAGCGCAGUCAGUAGCAAGCACUAGCAGCAGUGUACGCCCUUUACGCCCAAUAUGCAAGUACGUCAAUAGGCGUCGUGGGUGCCGUGCCGGCGAGGCGUGCAAGUUCCGGCACAGCGAGUUGGAGACCAAGAGCCCGCAUCAGGCGAAGCAGACAUGUCGUUAUUAUGAAGCAGGUUACUGCAAGAAAGGCGCUGAAUGUUGGUAUCGUCAUGCCAGCCCCCCACCAGCGGCACCGGAGGCAGGUCCUUCCAGCCGCCCCGCUGAGGCGACUCCAAGUGUCGCAGAGAGCAGAGAAGAGGAAUCCAGUGACAUAGACGACCUUGCCUGCAUGAUCUGUUAUGACACGCCGAGCCAGUAUGGCCUGCUAUCUGGGUGCAGCCACGUAUUCUGUUUGACAUGUAUGCGCGGGUGGAGGGAUGUGAAGGAUAAGGAGCUGUCGAUGCUGGAAUCGGGAGUGGUCAAGGCGUGCCCAGUAUGCAGGGUGAAGUCCCGAUUUGUGACGCCCUCGUCGCAGUUUUACCCAGAGGGUCAUCCCAAGAAGCAAGAAAUGGUGGCGGCAUAUAAGGCGAGCAUGGCACGAGUACCGUGCCGGUACUUCGCAAGUUCGCUACAGAGGAACCCACCACGCCCAUAUUGUCCUUAUGGUCGGGAGUGUUUCUACGAGCACAAGCUCCCGACAGGAGAGGUGCAUGAAUUCCCACAUGGCGCGGACUAUUACAUGACAGUGCAACGGGAGCGGACACAACGGCAGCGACGAUCCCAGUUCGGGCGGAACUUAGAGCUCCUCACCGACGCGGUAUUCACUGCCGGUAUGGCUGGACACAGUGGUGCGGAUAUCCGGCGUGAGUUGGAAACCGACGGAUUUUGGAACGAAAUUUUCGCCGGCAUGGGCUGGGAUAUAGAAACGCAAGGCCCACCAGCUGGAAUUGAAGGGCCACUACCCCCGCCACCUGGUCCAGGAAGGAGUUUUGCUGAGAUGACCACGAUCCGCCGUCUGCUCUCGACACUCGCCAACAACCUCGAUGGAAACUACUACGAUGAUGGUGACGAUGACGAGAUCAUGCCAAGCUUCCAGAUGCUCCGUCCUGCUGUUACAGAGCGGGAUCGGCUCGUCCGUGGGGUCGCAGAGAUGAUCGACACUGCGCGGGAACAGGAGCGAGAACGCGAGCAUACCCGUACUCCGCAUAACUACUUUGGACCCAGACCACCAAGUCCGCAUCCCGUAGCGGCACGUAGCUCACCGGCGAGCGAGAGUGGUCGUGCCGAUCCUACUGAACGCGAAGCUGAGCGGGAGGAAGAAGAGCAGCCUACAUCAGCUCGUGCGAGAUCGAGCUCAAGGAGAUCGAGCUACUACGGGCCGAGACCACCCAGUCCCCACCCUAGCGCUGCGGUGAGAUCAGCACCCGCAAGUGUACAUGGAGGGGACGACAUGCUACCAUUAGACAUCGAGACGGACGAGGAGGAAAGCGAGUCGGAGGAGGAGGAGGCCGAACACGACGGAGCAUCGGCGGAUCGCACGACCUGGGAAGAGGUGCGAGCGGCCAGGGUCCGGCGGUUUGGUGCUCCUGCCCAUGUUACACUUGAGGAACCGGCUCCUCCGCCUUAUUCACCUCGAGUGUCUAUCGUACCGCAUGGGGCGGAAGUUGCUCAGGUACCUGCGGGGGGAUCCCGCCAGAAUCCGAACCCACGCCGCGGACGGAACGCAGACUUCGAAUCGUCAGAAUCUGAGCUUAGCGACGGGAGUUAUGAAGAUGAGGAUAGUGACGAAGAUGAUGGGGAGGAAGAACUAUGGCGCGGUGCGAUUUCGGCUGCCCUCGGUUUGCGAGGGGGCGAAGCGCAAUUCGUGCUUUCUGCCCCUGCAGCGCCCGUUCACUCGUCAUUUGCUCCUCAAACGCUCGAGCAGGCUCUCCAUUUGCAGGACGAUAUCCGUGCCCGCAUUCGGCUAGUACCUGAUGGGGCAGCUUCCCGCCCUGUAAUCCCCGUCCCACGCAUCGCGCGCUCUUCCCGCGGCUCACCAGAAUAUGGAUUCUCACUACAUCCUGCGGGCGUUCUAGCAUCUUCAUCUCGGGGGGGCUUGAACUCGGCCGGUGCCGCGAGCUCUCGCGGCGGUGUCCGUAUUGUGGGCAGUCCGCCCAGACCGCCUUACAUGUACACCCCUCUGUCCGAGGAUUUGAGGUCGGACUGGGGACCGGCUGCUGCGCACGAAGAUGACCUCGACGAACACGGCAGCGCGGGGGGCGCGGCGUCUAGUGGGAGCUUGGCUUCCCGCCUGAUCUCUGGUUUAUUUAGGCGGGACGCGGGGCAGGAGAGGCGAGCCGGGUGACGCGGGAUAGUGGUGGAGAGGGGGGGUAGAGUUGCGGAACUCGUGCAGGAUCGGCAUGUUAGAUGGAGCGGAAUGGGGGAUGUUGGUCAGCCUGGCGUGGGUAGGGAUGCGCCGAUAUGUUGGAUGUGUAGGAUACCAUGAGGACACAAGUGUACAUUGACC
Messenger RNA from Dacryopinax primogenitus, 2510 nucleotides. RefSeq lists its product as uncharacterized. The record is from RefSeq and is a predicted model, not a curated record. Gene Ontology annotation, biological process: protein polyubiquitination. Gene Ontology annotation, molecular function: ubiquitin protein ligase activity; metal ion binding. The coding region runs from base 354 to 2348 and encodes 664 amino acids. The transcript has 5 exons. NCBI's taxonomy places the organism in Eukaryota, Fungi, Basidiomycota, Dacrymycetes, Dacrymycetales, Dacrymycetaceae.